This is a messenger RNA of Nicotiana tabacum (common tobacco), 901 nucleotides long. Its product is annotated as putative F-box protein At2g19630. The record is from RefSeq and is a predicted model, not a curated record. NCBI's taxonomy places the organism in Eukaryota, Viridiplantae, Streptophyta, Magnoliopsida, Solanales, Solanaceae. Gene Ontology annotation, molecular function: protein binding.
AUGGAACUGAGCUCCAACAUCAUGGCUCUGCCUAGUGAAGUCUUGAUCGAUAUACUCUCUAGGCUUUCUCUCAAACAUGUCCACCAACUUCAAAUAGUUUCAAAGCUAUGGCUCAGAACCAUCUCUAGUCCACAUUUCAGAAGACUCUAUAACAUGAAAUCCAUGACUCGUCCCCGGGCACUUGUAGUUGAAGAAUCUGACCACACUUAUUCAAGGCCGAGUGGGAUCAGACCUCCUAGUCGAAUUAUCACUAUUUCCACCAUGGAUCUUGCUGGUGAUAACAAGAUUCAGAAAGAAUUCAGUUUCAAGAUUGUUGGCCUUCGUGUCGAUGUGGGCUAUAUUCCUGCUACCAAUACAUACAAGAUUAUCCGUUUCGUUGGUACCAAACACAGUCCUAAUUAUACGUACAACUAUGGUCAUGAAGUUUUGGAGAUCGGAUUUGAGAUUCUCACACUAACCGAUGGUGGACCAAUUCCUAGUUCAUGGCGAUCCAUGACACACCGAGAACAGUUUUCCGUCAAGGUUGAUGCAACAUGUGUAGAUGGUGCAAUAUAUUGGUUUGUUGGAAGGGGAGAUAAAAAGGAAGACCAUAUAAUUUCAAUGGAAAUUGAAAAUGAAGAAUUCUUAACCAUUAGUUGCCCUAAAGAAGAUGAUAAAAAACUAUUUGAGAAUGGCCAGUUAGCUCAUUUGAAUGGGAAAUUAUGUUUAGCUUAUUACUCAAAGGAAUUAUCAAGAAUGGGUAUAUUCUUGCUCAAAGAUCCUAAGAACCAAACAUGGACCAAGGAAUACGAUAUCCAUUUACCACGUAUGGGGGAAUGGUUUAGACUAGUGGGUUACAGUAAUGGUGACAUUCUUAUUCAAGGCAAGACGCCACUCUUCUACAACAUCAAAGAGAAAAGGG